This is a messenger RNA of Pestalotiopsis fici W106-1, 555 nucleotides long. RefSeq lists its product as uncharacterized. The record is from RefSeq and is a predicted model, not a curated record. NCBI's taxonomy places the organism in Eukaryota, Fungi, Ascomycota, Sordariomycetes, Amphisphaeriales, Sporocadaceae. Gene Ontology annotation, molecular function: succinate dehydrogenase activity; electron transfer activity. Gene Ontology annotation, cellular component: membrane. The transcript has 3 exons. Bases 1 to 555 code for a protein of 184 amino acids. Gene Ontology annotation, biological process: mitochondrial electron transport, succinate to ubiquinone; tricarboxylic acid cycle.
AUGAUUGGCCAAAGAGUCGGUCUCUCGGCCGUGCGCCAGGUCGCAAAGAGCCCCAAUGCCCUUUUCCUGUCCCAGAACCUGCCUCGUCUGGCUAUGGGCAUGCAAGCUAGACCCGCUUCCACCACAAAACUCACCGAGGCCGAUGCCCAAUCCCUCCUCGCUUCCCAGCGCCGCAGCCGACCCGUAGCACCGCAUCUGCAGAUUUACGACCCCAGCCAGACCUUCUUCACCAGCUCCAUCUGGACGCGUAUCACGGGUAGCAUCUUCUCCGGCGGCCUCUACGUCUUUGGUGCCGCCUACCUCGUGGCUCCCCUGCUUGGCUGGCACCUCGAGUCGGCAUCCAUCGCCGCCGCAUUUGGUGCUCUCCCCGUCGCCGCCAAGGGCGCCCUCAAGUUCCUGCUCGCCUGGCCCUUUGUCGGCCACUGCGUGAACGGCAUCCGUCACCUUGUCUUUGACUUUGCCAAGGGCUUCAGCAAGUCUAACAUCAAGACCGUCGGCAACGUUCUUUGGGGCACCACUCUGGUUUCCGCCCUGGGUCUGGCUUUCCUUUUGUAA